AUGUCAUUCAAGGUUAGUAGCAGAAAUGGAUUUGCACUUGAGAGCAAUGGAUCAGCUGAUGAACAUGAUGAUUCUUCAAACUCAAGAAGGAAGAGGGAGAGAAAACAGUAUCAUCACCACUCUGCUGAACAAGUCCAACGACUUGAAGCGUUUUUCAAAGAAUGUCCUCAUCCUGAUGAAAACCAGCGGAGACAAUUAAGUAGAGAAAUAGGGCUUGAACCCAGACAAAUCAAGUUCUGGUUUCAAAAUAAAAGAACCCAAACAAAGAGUCACAAUGAACGAUCUGACAACAAUGCCCUUAGAGUUGAAAAUGACAGAUUCUAUUAUGAGACUCUUGCUAUGAGAGAAGCAUUAAGGAAUCUUCUUGAAAGGGCAUCCCGUGCAGUAUCCACUUUUUCUAGAAGAUCUGGAGUACUCGAAUCUUAUCUGUCCCGUGAAAAUAUUCCCAGGACUUCAAUGAACACAUUGUUACCUCAAAGGUUUUCUGAAAUACAAGGGAUGGAAAAAUCUGUCAUGGUUGAAACUACUGUUAAUGCCAUGGAUGAAUUAUUAGAGCUUUUCCGAGGAAAUGAGCCCUUAUGGGUUAAAUCUCCAACUAAUGAGAGAUAUCUUAUUCAUCGCGAAACUCAUGACAAGCUAUAUCCCAAAAUAUCCCAUAUCAAUAGCUCUAGUUCUUGGAUAGAAUCAUCAAGAGAUUCAGGACUUGUGCCAAUUACUACCAGGCACUUGAUUGAUAUAUUUCAAGAUCCGACAUGGAUGUUUCCUUCCGGUUGCCUUAUUCAAGACAUGCCCAAUGGAAAAGCAAAUGUGGCAUGGGUUGAACAUGUUCAAGUGGAUGAUAUAUCUCUAACUCAUCCUCUUUAUAAAGAUAUGGUUUGUGAUUCUCAAGCAGGUGGAGCCAAGAGAUGGAUUGUUACUUUGCAAAGGAUGUGCGAGAGAUUUGCAUUUUCAAUGGGACCAAGAUAUACUCCUGGACAUGAACUUGAAGGAGUUAUUGAUGCACCUGAAGGUAGGAAAAGCCUAACAAAACUUUCUCACAAGAUGGUCAAAAACUUCUGCCACAUGUUAAGCAUGUUAGAGAAAUUAGAUCUCCCUCAGCUAUCAGAAUUGAACAGCAACGGGUUUCGAGUCUCGGUUCAUAGAAGUGACAUUUCUGGCCAACCCAAUAACAUGAUUGUUUGUGUUGCUGCGUCCCUGCGGCUUCCAACUUCCUUUGAGAAUCUAUUUGAUUUCUUCAAAGAUGUGCAUGCAAGAGUUCAGUGGGAUGUUCUGUCUGAUGGAAAUCCUGUUCAUGAAAUUGCACAUAUCUCCACUGGCACUCACCCUGGAAACACCAUCUCCCUCAUGCAGCCCAUUAAUCGUAAGGAAAACAUGUUGAUACUUCAAGAAAGCAGCACCGACUUGUUAGGGGCUAAUCUAAUUGAUGCUCCAGUGCCAGUUUCAGCCAUUACUUCUGCAAUGAGUGGUAAAGACACCACAGAUACAAAUGUUUUACCAUCGGGCUUUAUCAUCUCAAGUGAUGGAGUUGAUGAUAGUGGAACUAGAGCUGGAGCUUCUUCUAGUUCUAACAUGACUGGAUCGAAUAGUUCACUGCUCACUGUGGCCUUCCAAAUAAUGGUGCGCCCUGACACAUUUUCUGACCGACUAAUCACAGAUUCGGUGGCCACAAUUCAUGCUCUUAUAACCUCCACUGUACAAAAGAUUAGAGUAGCAGUUGGAUCUAGGUUUGGGUGA
Messenger RNA from Coffea eugenioides, 1734 nucleotides. Its product is annotated as homeobox-leucine zipper protein HDG11-like. Lineage: Eukaryota; Viridiplantae; Streptophyta; Magnoliopsida; Gentianales; Rubiaceae. Gene Ontology annotation, biological process: regulation of DNA-templated transcription. The transcript is spliced from 10 exons. Gene Ontology annotation, molecular function: DNA-binding transcription factor activity, RNA polymerase II-specific; DNA binding; lipid binding. Bases 1 to 1734 code for a protein of 577 amino acids. The record is from RefSeq and is a predicted model, not a curated record.